This is a messenger RNA of Megalobrama amblycephala (Wuchang bream), 2182 nucleotides long. It is a transcript of the gene mto1, whose product is annotated as mitochondrial tRNA translation optimization 1. The transcript is spliced from 13 exons. Lineage: Eukaryota; Metazoa; Chordata; Actinopteri; Cypriniformes; Xenocyprididae. Bases 170 to 2167 code for a protein of 665 amino acids. The record is from RefSeq and is a predicted model, not a curated record. Gene Ontology annotation, biological process: tRNA wobble uridine modification; tRNA methylation. Gene Ontology annotation, molecular function: flavin adenine dinucleotide binding. Gene Ontology annotation, cellular component: cytosol.
UGACAGUUAUUAGGGUAAAAAACAUGGCUGCGUCCUGUUCUUGAUCACCGAGAGGAUGUUCACUGUAACGACAAAGAUGAACUUGUUUAAACAGGAGAAAUUACAUCAAGAGCAGUGAUUGAAAAAUCUUACCAUCCGAGGCAGUGUACCACCUUGACAAUCAUCGCACAUGUUGGUAAGAAGAUUGCGCUUUCCAAAGACUCUCUCCACCUGCUCCAUUCAGGCCUCUGAUGUUCACACUCAACAUUAUGAUGUCAUUGUGGUGGGUGGCGGUCAUGCCGGGACCGAAGCAGUGGCCGCCGCCAGCAGAGUUGGAGCAAAAACGCUUCUCAUCACACAGAAGAUCCAAACUAUUGGGGCGCUCUCGUGUAACCCAUCACUGGGGGGUGUCGGGAAAGGUCAUCUGGUGAAGGAGAUUGACGCUCUAGAUGGUGUGAUGGGACGGGCAGGAGACUGGGCCGGGAUUCAUUUCUCUAUACUUAACCGCAGUAAGGGGCCUGCAGUGUGGGGCCCCAGAACCCAGCUGGACCGCCAACGCUAUAAAGACUUUAUACAGUCAGAGCUUUUAUCUACACCGAGAGUGACCAUCUUAGAGGGCUCUGUGCAGGACAUUCUAUUGACUACGGCUGAUCCAGGAAAACCAGGAAGACAUAAAGUUUAUGGAAUACGCUUGGCUCAUGGAGGUGGUGAAAUCCAUUCCCGGUCUGUGGUUCUGACCACUGGCACCUUCCUGUCUGGUGCUCUUUUCAUCGGCCAAAACACUUCUCCAGGGGGGAGAAUAGGUGAUCUGCCUUCCUGUGCAGGUCUCUCUCAUACCUUAAAAGAAGUUUUGGGGUUGAAGGUUGGCCGGCUGAGGACUGGUACUCCUCCCCGUGUCAUCAAGGAUACGAUCGACUUCUCCCUCACCCUUAUUCAUUUGCCUGACCCAAAUCCCACUCCAUUCAGCUUCAUUAAUACUCACACACACUGCACGCCUGAAGAGCAGCUUCCAUGUUAUCUGACAUACACCACGCCUGGGGUAGAGAGAGUGGUGAAAGAGAGUAGCCACCUUAACUCACACAUACAGGAAGACACUAAAGGACCCAGGUACUGCCCCUCCAUUGAGUCGAAGGUGCUUCGGUUUCCAGGGCGACAACACCAGGUAUGGCUGGAACCAGAGGGUCUGACCUCUGACCUCAUGUACCCUCAGGGUUUGUCUAUGACGAUGCCCCAUGAGAAGCAGCUCUGCCUCAUCAGAGAGAUCCCCGGGCUGCAACGUGCAAAAAUUUGCACUCCAGGUUAUGGAGUGCAGUAUGACUUUGUCUGUCCAACACAACUCUUCCCGUGGCUGCAGGUAAAGAGCACACAGGGUCUCUUCCUGGCUGGGCAGAUAAAUGGAACCACAGGCUAUGAGGAGGCAGCUGCACAGGGUUUAUGGGCUGGGGUCAAUGCAGGUCGAACGUCUCUCUCCAUGCCCCCGGUGUCCCUCUCACGCACUCAGAGCUACAUCGGAGUUCUAAUUGAUGAUCUGAUUGGUCGUGGAGUGACCGAGCCAUACCGUAUGUUCACAAGCAGGGCUGAGUUCAGAACCUUCCUUAGACCAGACAAUGCUGACCUACGACUCACUCUCAGAGGUUUUGAAGAAUUGGGCUGUGUGUCUGAGCAGCGCUAUAAUGAAACUCUUCGGGUUCAAAUGAGUUUGAAUGAUGCUUUAUCUGCCCUGGAGUCCAUACAUCUCUCUGCUGCUCGCUGGAAGGACAAACUGGGAGAUGUCAACAUCAGCGAGACUAAGAGCUCCAUUCUCAAUGGAGUGGAGAUGCUGCAGUAUAAAGAUGUUUCUUUCCAGAUGUUAGCCUCUGCCUUCCCAGAACUCUCUGGCCCGUAUCUAGAAUUUUCAGAGAGAUUGAAAGUCGAAGCUAUGUACCGUCCACACUGUGAGAAGCAGAGGAGAGAGAUGGAGAGAAUGCAAGCAGAGGAGAGUCUAUAUUUGCCACAGGACAUUGACUAUCUGACUCUACCCGUGUCCCUCUCUCAGGAGGUCAGAGAGAUUCUGGAUAGCGUGCGACCAAGCACAUUGGGAGCUGCUGCCCGUCUGCCAGGAAUCACCCCAGCAGCAAUAAUUCAUCUGUUUAACUAUGUGCACAGAACCAAACACAGGAAUCAUAGUAAAAUUGUUGGAGUCUCAUAAAAAUUAUCAAACUGG